AUGAUUAGGUUGAAGGUGACUCAUGCACAGGAUAUAAAACGAAUCAAGAAUUUGCUCGAGGAGAAUCAAUGGUUGAAUAAGUCCUUCAAAAUCGAGAAAAGUGAUAGUGUUUUUCACAUCUACACUAUAUUGGAAUCCCUUCCGGAAAAGUUAUCUCAUUUGCAAUGGGAUCGCUAUGAAAUGGAGAAACCAGUCCAAUCGCUAACCUCUAUCAGGGACAAGUAUUGCAAUGAGAACAAUGUACCUUACUUUGAUGUUCCAAAGAGAUGGACCGUGUAUCCUCCAAUGUUACUUUUCAGUACCAACACAGAGGAUUCCCUACCGAGAGAGUUUUGCAGUUACCUUCUCCACCACUAUCAAGCAAUGUUUGGAAACAAAAGCCUCACUCAUAUUGCAUUGAAUAGGCCAAUUAUAGAGUCGGAUGUUAUUAGACGGCCUACGAACUUAGUACCCUUGUAUGGAGACUUUGGACCCGAAGUGACAGACGUACCAACAGUGAAGGAUUUUGACGAUGCAUUUUGGUGUCUGGUGGUGCAGAAUGGAAUCCACCAAACCUGGGCGCCGAAAUACACAAUGUUUUCCAGAGGUAACAUUAAGGAGAAGAAACGGAUAUUGGAUAGUUAUAAAGGGCUAAAAGGGACAAUUGUGUUUGAUUUUUAUUGUGGUAUUGGCUACUUUUCAUUGAGUUAUUUAAGAAAUGGUGCAAAGGUACUAUGUUGGGAGUUGAAUCCGUGGUCUAUAGAAGGCUUCAGACGAAGUUUGGAGCAUGCUGGAUACAGGUACAAAAUCUACGGCGAGGGGGAUUCUUUUUCAAGUGAUGAUGUUAAAAAAUACGAUGCAUGUCUAUUUCUAGAAAACAAUGAAGAAAUACCUCAAAGACUUGAAUAUGUACAACGCAAUAGUUUAAACAUAAGUCAUAUCAACUUAGGCUUACUACCUACCUCAAGACACAGUUGGCCCAUUGCAAAUAAUUUAAUUGCUGAAAAGUCAAAUUCAAGUACUAUCAUUCACGUGCACGAAAAUGUGCACGUUGAUGAAUUUGAUAAGAUGAAAGGUGAAAUAGAGUCAAGCUAUGACAACGGUGUAGUCACACAUAUUGAAAAGAUAAAGACGUUUGCACCAGAUGUGUGGCACGCCGUUUUCGAUGUUGUCAUUGAUAAAAACUGUGGAGUAGCGCAUUAG
Lodderomyces orthopsilosis Co 90-125 is the source of this 1182-nucleotide messenger RNA. It is a transcript of the gene TRM12, whose product is annotated as Trm12p. Gene Ontology annotation, cellular component: cytoplasm. Gene Ontology annotation, molecular function: S-adenosylmethionine-dependent methyltransferase activity; tRNA methyltransferase activity. The record is from RefSeq and is a predicted model, not a curated record. Gene Ontology annotation, biological process: wybutosine biosynthetic process; tRNA methylation. NCBI's taxonomy places the organism in Eukaryota, Fungi, Ascomycota, Pichiomycetes, Serinales, Debaryomycetaceae. The coding region runs from base 1 to 1182 and encodes 393 amino acids. The transcript has a single exon.